CAAGAAAUUCAUUGAUAGCCGGAAACCCCUGAACCUUCACCUAUCCGUUGUGCUAAAUUGGUGAAUCGCCGCCGGUGGAUUAGCAAUAAAAUGGCGUUAGGGUUGAUAAUGGGGAUCGGAAGGGCAUUCCGGAGGAAGAGAACGUCGUCGUUGGACAUUCUUUCGUCGAAGCGAGCUCCUCGUGAUUAUUACAAGGGCAAGAAUUGCAAGCCUACUGGUUUUCACACUCGCAAAGGUGGCUACGUAAUUGUGCCUGAGAAAUUGCCAAACUACAUUGUACCGGAUUUGACCGACUUCCAGCUGAAGCCUUAUGUUUCUCAGUGUCCAAUACAAGUUAAAACAACUGAAGCUUCUGAAGCAGCUAAAUAAAUUAUGGAGUGGGAAUAAAUGUUCAAUCUCCUACUUUGUUCUCCAGCUGCCAUUUUGUUGAAUUGUAGAUCAAUAAAUUUUCAUAUUGUAUGCCAAUCAUGUUAAUUGUUGUAAUAUUGACAAUGAAAGAGCAAAUCAAAUCUGUUUCAGAAACAUAUUGCAAGCCAGUGAGGUAGUGUGCGGUUUCAGAUUUUAAAUGACAUGUUUCGGAUUCACUA
Mercurialis annua (annual mercury) is the source of this 587-nucleotide messenger RNA. RefSeq lists its product as uncharacterized. The transcript is spliced from 3 exons. The record is from RefSeq and is a predicted model, not a curated record. Gene Ontology annotation, biological process: translation. Gene Ontology annotation, cellular component: mitochondrial large ribosomal subunit. Lineage: Eukaryota; Viridiplantae; Streptophyta; Magnoliopsida; Malpighiales; Euphorbiaceae. Bases 91 to 369 code for a protein of 92 amino acids. Gene Ontology annotation, molecular function: structural constituent of ribosome.